AAAGUAAGUGUGAAAGUGCACGUUUGCUGCAAUUUACAAAAUUGUUUGCGGUAAAUAACAAAAGUAACUUAAGAAUGAGCGCACCUAGCAGUAAAAUGUCCGCAACUGACCAAAUGCGUGCAAUGCUGGAUCAAUUAAUGGGAACAACGCGUAAUGGCGACGAUGCCCGUGGAGUUAAAUUCUCCGAUGCACGCGUCUGCAAGUCUUUUCUGCUUGACUGCUGCCCACACGAUAUUUUAACGUCCACACGAAUGGAUUUAGGUGAAUGUCCAAAGGUCCACGAUUUGGCUUUUAGAGCAGAUUAUGAGAGUGCAUCCAAAACACGUGACUACUACUACGACAUCGAGGCAAUGGAGCAUCUACAAGCGUUUAUUGCUGACUGUGAUAGACGUACGGAUGCGGCUAAGCAACGUUUGAAAGAAACGCAGGAGGAGCUUACAGCAGAAGUAGCAGAAAAGGCCAAUGCUGUGCACGCCUUAGCCGAAGAAAUUGGCAAGAAGUUGGCCAAAGCCGAGGCACUGGGCGAAGCAGGCGAAGUCGAGGACAGUAUGGAGCUGAUGAAAGAGAUAGACGAGUUACGUGCAAAAAAAAUAAAAGCAGAGCACGAAUAUCGUACAUCUAUGCCUGCAUCGACGUAUCAGCAACAAAAAUUACGCGUUUGCGAAGUGUGUUCCGCCUAUUUGGGCAUACACGACAAUGAUAUUCGAUUGGCGGACCACUUUGGUGGUAAGUUGCAUCUGGGCUUUCUUACCAUUCGAGAAAAGCUUAUUGAACUGGAGAAAACGGCGGCGCCUCGCAAGGCAGAACUGAAACGCACGGGUAAGAUACCAGAUCGUGACGAGGAUGCAAGGCAGAGAAAUCGGUACUUUGUAGGUGGCCGUGAGCUAGAUAGGCGUUCGCGCGUUCAUCGCUCAAGAUCGAGGGAACGCCAACGUCAGCGUGAUGCAGAAAAGAACCAAAAUGAGCGUGGUAAUGGGCGAAGCGCCGAACCUGGACGCAGCACUGAAGGAGAACGUGGGGGUGUCGGCGGUCGUGAGGUAGAUGGCGGUCGCAGUGGACGAGAUCGUGAAAGAGAACGUGACGGACGUAGAGACAGAGAUCGUGAACGCAGUGAAAGAGGGCGAGGUGGAGGAGUUGGUGAUCGACAUGAUGACAGAAGGCGUUCUCGCUCCAGAGGUCGUUCACCCCGGGAUCGCCGCAAUUACAGCAACUUUGGCCACAACCGGAGACGCUCCCACUCACAUGAGCGCUAUCGUCGCUAAGGCAACGAAACGAAUGGGCGCCAAGGCGGGGAACGCACGUACGUAGCAUUAAUCACUAUCAACAGCAAUUACCAAUACUACAGAAACAACUAACUAAAAAAUAAAUGACGUUCAAUAUACACAUGGAUACAAAAUCCACACACUCUUGUUAAAUGUUAAUAAUUUAAUUUAUUUUCCAUCCUUAAAGAAAAUAAAGCUAAACAUUAUCCAA
Molecule: messenger RNA, 1473 nt
Organism: Scaptodrosophila lebanonensis
Lineage: Eukaryota; Metazoa; Arthropoda; Insecta; Diptera; Drosophilidae
Product: putative RNA-binding protein Luc7-like 1
Exons: 2
Coding region: 75-1262 (395 amino acids)
Biological process (GO): mRNA splice site recognition
Cellular component (GO): U1 snRNP; U2-type prespliceosome
Molecular function (GO): mRNA binding
Source: RefSeq, a predicted model, not a curated record